Messenger RNA from Patella vulgata (common limpet), 3336 nucleotides. RefSeq names its product mitochondrial-processing peptidase subunit alpha. The coding region runs from base 39 to 1625 and encodes 528 amino acids. NCBI's taxonomy places the organism in Eukaryota, Metazoa, Mollusca, Gastropoda, Patellidae. Gene Ontology annotation, molecular function: metal ion binding. The record is from RefSeq and is a predicted model, not a curated record. Gene Ontology annotation, cellular component: mitochondrion. The transcript is spliced from 12 exons.
UCAUUGUCGUAAUCGAAGACCUAUCCACGACAAGCAAGAUGGCGACUCGCAUGGCAAGUCAUGCUAUCAACCGCACGUGCUGUAAAUAUGCAAGAAGACGCUUAGCAAGGGCAUUUAGCAGCGAUGGUGGUAAAUCAAUAGAAAAAAUUACAGAUAUUCCUCUAUCGAAACCAUUACCUAAUUUGAAAUUGCCCCAGUAUUCAGUUUCUGGAAAUACAACGCAUGACACACAUGUCACUGUGUUAGAUAAUGGACUUACUGUGACAUCAGAAAAUGUAUUUGGUGAAUUCUGUACUGUUGGAGUUGCUAUUGAUUCUGGAUCACGGUAUGAAGUAGCUUAUCCUAGUGGAAUUUCUCACUUUUUGGAAAAGUUAGCAUUUGGGGAAACAAGUCAGUUUGAAAGCCGAGAUCAGAUUUUUCAAAAUUUGGAGAAGCAUGGUGGAAUAUGUGAUUGUCAGUCAUCAAGAGAUACGUUAAUUUAUGCUGUAUCAGCUGAAAGAUCUGGUCUACCAGCCGUCAUAAAUAUAUUGGGAGAGGCAAUUUUACGUCCUAAAAUUACUGACCAAGAGCUUGAAGAUACAAGGACAGCUAUAGCAUUUGAACUGGAAUCUUUACAGAUGAGACCUGAUCCAGAACCUAUACUUAUGGAAAUGAUUCAUGCUGCUGCAUUUCGGAACAAUACUCUAGGAUUACCCAAGUUCUGUGCACAUGACAAUAUAGAAAAAAUAGACCGUAAUAUUUUAUAUACUUAUCUUAAAAACGUUCAUAUACCCAGUCGUACGGUGAUAGCGGGUGUAGGUGUUGAUCAUGCACAUCUUGUUGAUUUAGCUCAAUUAUACAUGGUGAAAGAAAAACAACCAAUCUGGUUGGAGAAUGAUGAUUUGAUUGACAAGAAGAAACGAAUGGAUGAAUCUAUGUCACAAUACACUGGAGGUGUUGUUAAAGUUGAGAAAGAUUUAUCUAAUGUAAGUUUAGGACCAACACCGAUGCCAGAAUUAGGACAUGUGGUAAUUGGGUUAGAAGGCUGUUCACAUAAAGAUCCUGAUUUUAUAGCCUUCUGUGUGUUAAAUAUGUUGAUGGGAGGAGGGGGUUCAUUCUCUGCUGGUGGACCAGGUAAAGGGAUGUACACACGAUUAUAUCUCAAUGUCUUAAACAGAUAUCAUUGGAUUUAUAAUGCUACAGCAUUUAAUCAUGCCUAUAAUGAUAGUGGUUUAUUCUGUAUAUACGCUAGUGCUCAUCCUUCUCAGCUAAGGGAGCUAGUAGAAGUUGUUAUAAAAGAAUUAGUGAACACAUCUGGUAAUAUCUAUGAGAAAGAAUUAAAACGAGCUAAAAGACAACUUCAGUCUAUGCUGAUGAUGAAUCUAGAAGCCCGACCUGUUGUGUUUGAAGACUUGGCUCGACAGGUAUUGGCAGCUGGAGUGCGUAAACCUCCAAUGUAUUAUUAUGAACAGAUCGGCAAGAUUACAGCAGAUGAUAUCAAAAGAGUGGCAAAUCGAAUGUUACGAACAAAACCAGCUGUUGCUGCUUAUGGAACAUUAGACAAGUUACCUCAAUAUGAUGAUAUUGAAGGUGCCUUAGCUAGUAAAGAAGGAACUCUACAAAAACGAUUCUCGUUAUUUCGAUAAUGAUAACUAUAACUCGUAAAACAUUUAUAAACAUUCAAAUUUGUGUGUUGAUUGAAUCCAGAAUCCAGAGAUAUGCCAAAUGUGUGACUGUAGUUUUAAUGGGAUUUCUUAUAAUAUGAGGAUUAUAUGGUCCGAAAUUUUGGGUUAUUUCUUUUGGCAUCUGGUACAAUGGUACGUGUAUAUAUUGACUACACCAGAUCAUUGAGUAAAAUUGAUAUUUUUAAUAUUGAGUUUUGUAACUCAUUUUUGAAACCACCCCAAAACCAAUGUUACUUGACUGCCUCAAAGCCCUUCUGAGUUGCAGUAUACAUCCUUUAAUAGUUUAGGGGUUUGGGUUGCUGAAUGGUUAACACUGCAUGUUGUAUCAUUGAGUCAAGUGGCAUACAAAGAGUAGGGUCACCUGUCCAACCUUGUGGGUUUUCCCUGGAACCUCCAGGUUUCCUCCCACUGCUAAAGACCCCUAUGCACAAGUGAAUUAUUGAAAUAAAAUUGAAACAGUAGUCCCGAAAUGACCUAGUUUGUGUCGAGUGGAUGUUAAACCCCAUUUCUCUCUCUCUCUCUCUCCCUUAAAUAGUUCACAGCUAUUCACUGGCAGUUUGAGGGGCUAGAGGAAGCGAUAGUUCUGGAUGGUCCAUUAGCUAAAUGCUUAACACUUCUCCUUCCAUGAUGUUCAAGUAUAAAUUAAAAAGCAUUAGAAAUUAACAGAAUUUAUCACAGAUUGCUGAUUGGAUAUUUUAUUCAUGGAAUUAAUAGAUAAUCACUGCAGCAACUUUUGUUGAUGAUCAUUGUGUGUUGUUUUGAUGGAUGUACAUGACAUAGCUACAUGAUUCUAUUAUAAAAUGGCUAUAUUCUAAGAGUAGUAUAUACUCUAUUUACUAUUAAGUUAAUUAAUGUCUUGUAUUACAAUAUUAAUGAAUAGAUAUCAAAAUUUUAAUUUGGAAACAUGAUAUUUAGGUGUCAGACAAAGCCACAGGAUCCCCUUUCCUAUCUUUGGUUGUUGAGUAGAUAAACUGAAUAUCAUAAGAUUUAUUUACUAUAAUUACUUUAAUCAAAUGGUAUCACGCACAGGUCAGUACUGCACCCCUCUGACAUAUGCACCUUAUGUGGAAGCCUAGUUGGAUUAAAGGCACCUUGGUAGACAUCUUUUGUGGCCGCUGAAUGGUCAUCCUCUGAGAUAGGCACCUUGCGUGGCAGCCUAAUGGUCUCCCUCUGAUGUUAUCACCGUGCGUGACAGCCUAAUGGUCUUCCUCUGAGGUAGGCACCCUACCUGGCAGCCUAAUGGCCUCCCUCUGAGAUACACACUUUGCAUGGCGGCCUAAUGGUUACCCUCUGAGGUAGGCACCUUGCGUGGCAGCCUAAUGGUCUCCCUCUGAUGUAGGUACCUUGCUUGACCACCUUAUGGUCACCCUCUGAGGUAGGCAGCCUAAUGGCCUCCCUCUGAGAUACACACUUUGCAUGGCGGCCUAAUGGUUACCCUCGAGGUAGGCAUCUUGCGUGGCAGCCUAAUGGUCUCCCUCUAAGAUAUACACCUUGCAUGGCAGCGUAACAGAAGCACAGACACUGACGAUAUUUUAACCAAUAAUCAAUCAUGUGUAAAAAUGGAGAAAUAUUUAAUCACCAUGUGUAAUAAUUUGUUGUUAGAGAAUAAAUAGGAAAAAACAAAGGUUCAACUAUGUAAGUGACAAUGUAUAUAAACAACAUCUAAACAAUG